GGGCGCAAUGGAAGUCUCACCAACCUUUAUUUACCGUCCAGUUCUGCGGAAAAAGUGGCGAAACAGUCGAGAUACACGCUGCGUUGUCACUUGAGAGCCUGAUUUAGGAAGAGAACAGACUUGGGUUUAAGAGAUCAUGGAAGUGCCUGAAGGCCUGGGAGUCAACCCGGAUAUUCGUGCAGAGAAUGUGACCCUUGAUCUGGAGGAUAGAGAGCACCAGACGGGCUGGGUGAGAGUGAGGGUGGAGGAGAGCUGGUUCACUGUGGAGCGGGCCUUGCUCGUGAGAUACAGCAACUACUUCUCUGCCCUCUUUCACUCUGGGAUGACGGAAUGUCACCAGGACGAGCUCUACCUGAAGGGAGGAGUGCAUGCAAGGGGUUUCCUCAUUGCCCUUGGUGUCUGCAGGGGAGAGGUCCCUGCUAUCAGUGACCCAGAUGAGCUUGUAGAAGCUGUAGAGUGUGCUGCAUUCCUGCAGGUUGCAUGUUUGGUGCAGCACCUUUGUGACAUUAUUGACUCAGACAACUGCCUCUUGCUUUACCAUGCAGCCUCCAUCUUCGGGGUGCAUGCACUCUUUCACAAUGCUGCUCUUUUCCUUCGUGACGCUUUUGAUGAUUUGAAGGAUGCAGCAGAGAGUUUGAUUCCUGAAGACCUUCUUCAAUAUUCUCAAUCAUUGUCUCCUGCUUCUUAUAUUGCUUUAGGCACACACUCUCCUUCAAUGGAACUGCUACAGGACUCCUUUAGGGUUGUUUGCUACCUUGAUGAAAAAGAGGGAGAUUGGAAGCAUCUGACAAACCUCCCAACUCUCUGUAGCACCUCCAUGGCUGGAGUGGCAGUGCUUGACAAUCGAUUGUACAUCGUGGGGGGAGUUUACGGUUACGGUAAGGACACAGUGGACAGCAGCUUCUGCUACAACCCUGAGUCAGGGGUUUGGACUGUUCUUCCAGGUCCCCAGCAACUAAGAUAUGACUUCACCCUGCUAGGGUAUGAGGGCAGACUCUACGCCAUUGGCGGCGAAUUCCAAAAACGGACAAUUUCCACAGCAGAGAGUUACAACGUUGAGAAAGGGGAGUGGACAUUUAUACAACAUGCACCAAGACCUGUACUAUCUGCAGCAUGUGCUGUUGCAAGACGGCGGAUGUUUGUUUGCUUCUGGAUACCACCAGACACCACAGACAUAUAUGAAUACAUACAAGUGAAAGACGAGUGGAAACUUGCAACCACCAUGAUCAAACCUCAAAGCUAUGGUCACUGCAUGGUAGCCCACAGAGAUAAUUUAUAUGUGAUGCGCAAUGGGCCGUGUGACGACUUCCUGCGCUGUCUAAUGGACAGCUACAACAUCACGACAGGCCAGUGGACAGCCAUGCCCGGACACUACAUCAACAGCAAGGGGGCGCUGUUCUCUGCAGUGAUAAGGGGGGACUCUGUGUUCACUGUGAAACACAUGCUAACUCUUGAAUACACCAUCACGGGAGAUGGAUGGAAGCCCCGCAGGCAGAUGAAGGGGUUUCCAAAAAGUGGUUCACUGUGGACGUGUUUACUCAGGCUUCCCAAGACAGGACCCGUUAUACCACAGCUGGAUGCAGAUGGGGAGGACGAAGAGAUGUCUUUGCCAGACACAUCUGAAGGAUUUGUGGAAGCUGUACCGCAACUGUGAAAUUACUGCAAAACUGAAAAACAAUGUUUUGCUUUUAGGAGUUUCUGAAAGUCUGAGAUUUAUCUCAUACUAGACGAUUCUGAUUGCAUAGUGACACAAAUGUUCUUCGUUUCAAUGCACUAACACUGCACACACACACAUGCUGACACUACACAUUUGUUCUGAUUAGCAACAGCUGCUACAGUAGUUUAUUUUAGGGGAGGCCACUGUGCAUGCGUGUGUGUGUGUGUGUGUGUGUGUGUGUGUGUGUGUGUGUGUGUGUGUGUGUGUGUGUGUGUGUGUGUGUGUGUGUGUGUGUGUGUGUGUGUGUGUGUGUGUGUGUGUGUGUGUUUGUGUGCAAAGUUCAAAGGCACUGACGGGAUGUUCUAAACCUCUCAUUCUCUACGUUUUUCCUGAAGUCACACUGGGCCAAUUCAGGAGCCACCGGCCUCCCAGUCGACAUAAAACACACCACAGCUCUCACACACACACACUCUUGGAUACUCACUUUCCCAGGUUUGCUGCCCCCAUGAGUGAUUAUAAUACCUUUCUGUGGGAGAAUACAUUACACAUAGCCUCAAGCUUG
Perca fluviatilis (European perch) is the source of this 2219-nucleotide messenger RNA. Its product is annotated as kelch repeat and BTB domain-containing protein 13. The record is from RefSeq and is a predicted model, not a curated record. The coding region runs from base 137 to 1654 and encodes 505 amino acids. The transcript has a single exon. Lineage: Eukaryota; Metazoa; Chordata; Actinopteri; Perciformes; Percidae. Gene Ontology annotation, molecular function: protein binding.